AUGAGUGGUAGAAUCUUCGAUUUAAUUGAUUUAGAAUGGUUAAAUCAAGCUAAUCAACAAAUUCAAAGCGGUAUUAACGUCGAAACCGUUCUCCAAAAUGUCCCUUUAACAGAUGGAAGAAUUCUUCCCACAAUAUCACAUAAAACUUUUAAAAACGCUCUUAAUUUCAAUCAAAUUGAAAUUCCAAAAUUACGUACAGGUCCAAAACCAAAAGAUCCACCACAAGGGAUCAAAUUCAAAAUUUAA
Trichomonas vaginalis G3 is the source of this 246-nucleotide messenger RNA. RefSeq names its product transposase-related family. The coding region runs from base 1 to 246 and encodes 81 amino acids. The record is from RefSeq and is a predicted model, not a curated record. Lineage: Eukaryota; Parabasalia; Trichomonadida; Trichomonadidae. The transcript has a single exon.